Molecule: messenger RNA, 872 nt
Organism: Helianthus annuus (common sunflower)
Lineage: Eukaryota; Viridiplantae; Streptophyta; Magnoliopsida; Asterales; Asteraceae
Product: dirigent protein 21
Exons: 2
Coding region: 1-690 (229 amino acids)
Source: RefSeq, a predicted model, not a curated record
AUGGUGCUCGUGUCUAGGGCUGUAAACGAACCAAAUGUUCGGCAAAUAGUUUGUGAACUGUUCAACGAGAAAACACCAUCAACCUUUGACACAUCUCUCAUUCUCUCCACCAUGGCCCAAAUUUUCCAAAACCAAAAGCAUACCAUUAUCACCAUUCUCUUAUUCACACUUGUUAUUCAAGCACAAUAUUCUCAUCAAUUUUCAAAAAAGUUAUCACCAAAAUCACUUGGUUUAAAGAAACAAAAACUCACACACCUACACUUCUACUACCAUGAUAUACGAACCACUAGUCCGCCUCACGUCGUCCAGGUGGCUGAGGCCGCUACAACCAACACUUCCAAAACCGGGUUUGGAGGGGUGUCAGUGCUCGAUGGCCCAUUGACGGUGGGUCCAGAACUAACCUCAAAGAUUGUGGGAAGAGCACAAGGGAUGACUGCGUCCGCUGAUUUAAAUGACUUUGGGUUUUUAUUUAUCAUAAAUUACAUUUUUACGGACAGUAAAUACAAUGGUAGCACUUUGAGUGUCUUAGGGAGGAAUCAAGUGUUGUUCCCGGUGAGAGAGAUGCCAAUUGUUGGAGGGAGUGGGGUUUUUCGAUUUGCUCGUGGUUAUGUGCUUACAAAUACUCGGUUUUUCAACGUAAGUAGCGGUGAUGGAGCAUUUGAGUACAAUGUUUAUGUCCUUCACUAUUGAUUAUCGUCUUUGAAUGGAGUUUGAAGGUUUAAACAAACUUACAUCUAUUGCUUGUUUAUCAUGAAGUUAUUUGCUUUUAUUGGUUAUUGCUUGUUUAUCAAGCAAAAAUAUGUGUGUUACAAAGGAAUAGUUGUUAUCUAGUAUGUGAUAUUAUUUGUUAUUAAGAUGUUUGUUUUACUAUU